This is a messenger RNA of Paraglomus occultum, 383 nucleotides long. NCBI's taxonomy places the organism in Eukaryota, Fungi, Glomeromycota, Glomeromycetes, Paraglomerales, Paraglomeraceae. The record is from the annotation of a GenBank genome assembly.
GGUUUACUGAGAAAAUGAGCUCUUUGACUAAGCGCGAUUGCAUUAAUGUAUUCCAUAGCGGAUCUAAUUGUUGCGCAAGCAAUUGCUAUGCUCCUCCAACCGGAAACUAUGGUCCCGAUUGCGAUUCUACUGGCGGUGGAGUUACGGGAGCAGACAGUAAUGCCCAAAUUACAUAUUCUCUUACCGUAAGCGCUGCUACUGGAAUUCUUGUUUGUUGUGAAGGAAGAGGUUUCGGUGGUUGGUAUAAUCUAGGAUGUAACGUUAAUGGCGAUAGCUUUGCGACUACUGUACCAUGGGGUCAAAUUAUUGCCACUCCUUCUAUUCACUGCAGAACUAGUGAUCCUAAUUUCCUCGAUUUUGUAACUGUUUCUUAUUUAUGCUGA